AUGUACCUCAGCGUCAUUCGUGUUCCACCUCCCGCUGGCGACCCGCAGCUUCCCGCCCCUUCCAGAGGUUCUGGCCCGGUGCUGCGACCACCGGCGGUGGGGACACUGGCGCAAGAGUUGGCCGCCUACGAGUUCACGCACAUCAACGAUCAACAGCUGUCCGACGAGCACAUGUCCAUCUACCGAGGCAAGUCCGUGUGUCGGUUCGGGCUGUACUCGAUGUCGACGCACGUGGGUCCGAUCUCGGACAUCAAGGACUUCCUGGUGCCGCGGUUCGGCAUCAAGGUGACCGAUCUCAACUUCCACGAGGGACACUGCGCGCGCGUGGGCAACUGCGCGGUGAACCAGGGCCUCAAGCGCUUGGCCCGCGGGCUUGGAGGGGUCGCGCGUGACCCCCCGGACCCGGUAUUGCUUUGA
This is a messenger RNA of Acanthamoeba castellanii str. Neff, 417 nucleotides long. RefSeq lists its product as uncharacterized. The coding region runs from base 1 to 417 and encodes 138 amino acids. Lineage: Eukaryota; Discosea; Longamoebia; Acanthamoebidae. The transcript is spliced from 4 exons. The record is from RefSeq and is a predicted model, not a curated record.